Molecule: messenger RNA, 2538 nt
Organism: Pocillopora verrucosa
Lineage: Eukaryota; Metazoa; Cnidaria; Anthozoa; Scleractinia; Pocilloporidae
Source: RefSeq, a predicted model, not a curated record
UAUGAAAAAACAUAAAUUACAAAUUGAGGUAACGAGAUCUUGGGUUUAACUUUACACAGUUUUUAGAAAGGUCAGAAACCAUUCUUUGUUCGCCCUACUACCCUAACAUACACAGGAUAGAAAAAAAAAGAACGAAAGAUACGGUGAACUUCAUAAUGAAGAAGUUUUUACUGUUUUCCAUGGCCACCCUAAUGAUGAUGGAUCAGUGCUGGAGCCAGUGCAGAACAGCAAACUGGUGGGGUUCGUUUGACAAAGAGGGAUGGUCCAAGUGUGGAUCUUCUGUUGAAUACCUGAAAGGGUUUUAUAGAAAUAACAAGAACAACAACGACCCAAUUUAUUUGCUUGAAGAAGGAAGAUGCUGUAAGGCACCUCCACCCAAUCAAAACCAAGCGUCUACUUGUAAAAAUGCAAACUGGUGGGGAGUACUGGACAAGACUAAUCGUUGGGCCUUUUGUCCAACUGGAUAUUUUUUGCAAGGGUUGUACCGCUCCAAAAACCACAACAUUCACAACAUAGAGGAAGGCCAUUGCUGUAAGCCCAACAACUUGCCAAGUAGCUACCUGCGCUGUUAUGAACAUGACAUCUCCUCAUCAUUUGAUAACAAAGGCUGGAGUGAGUGUGAUAGCGAUCAUUACUUGACAGGCGUUUACAGAGGAGGCUGUGACAAGUUGCAAUGUAUCGAAAAAAUCAAAUGCUGCAUGAUGCCGGAUAGCUGCAAGAUGGCAAACUGGUGGAAAGCUUUUGACAAAAAAGGCUGGGUCCAAUGUGAUUCAACAAAGCAUUACAUCACUGGGCUAUAUCGGAAUAAUAACUGGGGCAAAAAAGAUAAGAUCUUCCUACUAGAAGAAGCGAAGUGCUGCCCAGCUCCCCCUCCAUAUCAAAACACGGGAUCGACUUGCAGAGAUGCCAAUUGGUGGGGUGUUCUCGAUAAAACAAACUCCUGGGCUGUGUGUCCUGCUGGCUAUUUCGUGAGAGGCUUUUACCGAAAUAACGAUGCUUGGUUGCAUCACUUAGAGAUGGGCAAAUGUUGUAAGCCCAAUGGUUUUCCAGAUAGAUAUGAACAUUGUUACAACGAGGAUGUCAAGAGCUCGUUUGACAGAAGAGGCCUCAGCAAGUGUCAGAGAGAAGGUUACUAUUUGGCUGGAAUUUUCAGAGGAGGAUGUGACUAUUUGUACUGCAUCGAAUCUUUCAAAUGCUGCAAGAUGAAUGUGGAUGAGUGUAGAACCAAGAAUCCCUGUCAAAACGGUGCGGCUUGUUCCGAUCAACCAGGGACGUACAAGUGUACCUGUAAAUCUGGAUUUACAGGGAAGAACUGCGAAAGUGACAUAAAUGAAUGCUCGAAAAGUCCAUGCAAAAAUGGAGCCAAAUGUGUAAAUCUUAAAGGAAGUUAUCGUUGUGACUGCAAAUCUGGAUACACUGGAAAAAACUGCGCGUCAGAUAAAAACGAGUGCAGCGCUAAUCCCUGCAAAAAUGGAGCCACCUGUGUCAAUCUUCAAGGAAGUUAUCGCUGUGAUUGCAAAUCUGGAUACACUGGAAACCACUGCGAGUCAGAUAAAAACGAGUGCAGUACAAGCCCGUGCAAAAAUGGAGCCACCUGUGUCAAUCUUCACGGAAGUUAUCGCUGUGAUUGCAAAUCUGGAUACACUGGAAUGCACUGUGAUUCAGAUGUAAAUGAGUGCAAUAACAAUCCAUGCAAAAACGGGGCUACAUGUGUUAAUCUUCAGGGAGGUCAUCGUUGUGAUUGUAAAAGUGGAUAUACGGGAAGCAGUUGCGAAUCAGAUAUAAACGAGUGCUCCAAUAGUCCAUGUAAGAACGGAGCCACAUGUGUCAACCUCCAGGGAAGCUAUCGCUGUGAUUGUAAGACUGGUUACACUGGAAACAACUGUGAGACAGAUGUUAAUGAGUGCAGUAACAAUCCAUGUAAGAACGGGGCUACAUGUGUUAAUAUUCAGGGCGGUCAUCGUUGUGAUUGUAAAAGUGGAUAUACAGGAAGCAGUUGCGAAUCAGAUAUCAACGAGUGCUCUAACAGUCCAUGUAAGAACGGAGCCACAUGUGUCAACCUGUCAGGAAGCUAUCGCUGCGAUUGUAAAACUGGAUAUACUGGAAACAACUGUGAAACCGACAUUGAUGAAUGUUCGAACAAUCCCUGCCAAAAUGGAGCUCUCUGUGCCAACCUUCAGGGAAGUUAUCGCUGCGACUGCAAGACUGGUUACACUGGAAACCAGUGCCAAACAGACAUCAACGAGUGUGCACCGGCACCAUGCCAAAAUGGAGGUACAUGCGUUGAUCUCGUUGGAAGCUUCCGCUGUGAUUGCCCGGCGGAGUUCGAGGGAGCAAACUGCGAAAACGCAGCAGAAAACGGAAUAGAGGAGUGCGAAAUGUAACGUGAUUACUCUCAGUGAAAGCCAUAUACAGGAAUGACCAGUUAUUGCCACUCAGUAUAGGUCAGACAUAGAUGGAAAAUAUAUCAAAAGUGUUUAGAAAAUCCUCUACUGUAACAUUAUCAAAAACGUGUAUUAUGUUAACGAUAAAAUGGCU